Messenger RNA from Iphiclides podalirius (scarce swallowtail), 531 nucleotides. The record is from the annotation of a GenBank genome assembly. NCBI's taxonomy places the organism in Eukaryota, Metazoa, Arthropoda, Insecta, Lepidoptera, Papilionidae.
AUGAUUAGCUGUUUGGUUGCGGCAGCCAGCGCCGGCUUAAUCCCGGCAUCUCCUCUCACCUACGCCGCACCCACCUACCACGGCUACCAAGCCGCCCCCGUGGCCUAUGCCGCUGCCCCUGUGGCCAAGCUCGCAUACGCCGCCCCCGUCGCCAAGCUCGCGUACUCCGCCCCCGUUGCCAAGGUCGCCGUUGAGGAAUACGACGCCCAUCCUCAGUACAGCUUCGCAUACGACGUGCAGGACGGUCUCACCGGAGACUCCAAGUCGCAGCACGAGAGCCGCGACGGUGACGUCGUCCAGGGCUCCUACUCGGUCGUGGACCCCGACGGCACCAGGCGCACCGUGGACUACACCGCUGACCCGCACAACGGCUUCAAUGCCGUCGUUCACAAAGAGCCCCUCGCCGUGAAGGUCGCAGCUGUGGCCAAGGUCGCCGCCCCCGUUGCAUACCACGCCGCUCCAGUCGUCCACGCAGCACCCGUGGCCUACCAUGCUGCCCCCGUAGCCUAUGCUUCUCCAGUCUACCACCAC